Molecule: messenger RNA, 614 nt
Organism: Vicia villosa (hairy vetch)
Lineage: Eukaryota; Viridiplantae; Streptophyta; Magnoliopsida; Fabales; Fabaceae
Product: O-fucosyltransferase 7-like
Exons: 4
Coding region: 68-403 (111 amino acids)
Cellular component (GO): cytoplasm
Source: RefSeq, a predicted model, not a curated record
UUCGCGUGGUAACCUUCGAGUACAUACAAAUGGUGGACUCAACCAAAUCCGCACCGGGAUAUGUGAUAUGGUAGCUAUAGCUCGCAUUAUAAACGCCACUCUUGUAAUUCCAGAGCUUGAUAAAAAGUCAUUUUGGCAAGAUAAUAGCAAUUUCUCCGAUAUCUUUGAUGAAAAGAGGUUUAUCAGUUCUCUUGCUGAUGAUAUAAAAAUCAUUAAGAAACUUCCAAAGGAUCUAGCUGAUGCAACCAAAACGGUGAAGCAGUUCAAAAGCUGGUCUGGUAUGGAUUACUAUCGGAAAGAGAUUGCAGCCCUUUGGGAUGAUUUCAAAGUUAUUCAAGCUUCCAAAACCGAGAAGGAUGAGAUCAUUUGGUCCGUAUAUCGCAUUACACUUACAUUACGGUGAGCUUAUAGUCAAACUUUAUUCAGAUGAGUUUCUGCUCUCAUUGUUUUGGAUUCGGAAAUAGAUUCAAUGAAAUUAAUUUAGUCAUACACAUAUUCUUGACUAUUUGUUAUUGUCCUUGAAUUUGAAAAGAUUGGAAAAGUUCUUACCUAAACCUCUGUUGUUGCCUAAAUUUAGUGGCAUGAGCAAGUCAAGGUAAACUCAGAAUGACAAG